CGACGGUGUCAGACUCUCUUCCGUCCGCUGUGGGUAGAGGCGCUGUUCAUUCACGAACCUCGGAAGUUCGCAUUGCAACCUUCAAGUUCACUUCAAUUUUGUUGAGUUCGUGGUUCCAGUUUAAAAGCAUGGGGAAGCGUGUAGCUGUCGUGCUGGCGGGCUGCGGAGUGUUUGAUGGAAGUGAAAUCCAUGAGGCGUCUGCGGUUCUGGUUCAUCUGAGCCGUCAGCAAGCCACUGUCAAGAUGUUUGCACCCAACACUGACCAAAUGCACGUUGUGGAUCAUCUGAAAGGCUCUCCAACAGAGGAGAAGAGAAAUGUGCUUGUGGAAAGUGCCAGACUGGCCCGGGGUGAAAUUGAAGACCUCAGCCAGCUCAAUGUGAAGGAUCUGGAUGCCAUCAUCUUCCCUGGUGGUUUUGGAGCAGCCAAGAAUUUGUGCAGCUGGGCAGUGGAUGGCAAAGACUGCUCAGUCAAUGAUCAGGUGAAAGCAGUGCUUCAGGCCUUUCAUGCUGAGAAGAAGCCCAUCGGCCUGUGCUGCAUCUCACCAGUGCUGGCGGCCAAAGUUUUCCCUGGCUGUGAAGUGACCGUUGGUCAUGUCACAGAUGAGAGGUAUCCUGGUGUUCCGGACACAGCUGAAGCUAUUACUCAGCUGGGCUGCAAGCACAUAUGUAAGCAUGUGGAUGAGGCUCAUGUUGAUGAGAAAAAUAAGAUCGUCACCACCUGUGCUUUCAUGUGCAACGCUCCACUGCAUGAAAUACAUGAUGGCAUUGGAGUGAUGGUGCAGGAGGUGCUGAAGCUUGCCUGAAUUCCUGCUAAGUCUUAUUUUGUCUAAUGUUUCUAUAGAAGGUCAAAGUCAACCCAAGUGUCAUAAAUGUCUCAUUAAGAACUUAAUAGAAAUGAAUAAAGAGUACAACCCUUAUUAAAAAUUU
This is a messenger RNA of Danio rerio (zebrafish), 927 nucleotides long. Its product is annotated as zgc:162944. The record is from RefSeq and is marked predicted. NCBI's taxonomy places the organism in Eukaryota, Metazoa, Chordata, Actinopteri, Cypriniformes, Danionidae.